AGAAAUUAUAAAUUGCCACGUUAUGGAAAUUGCAAGUUCCCAAUACACAGAUAUCACUCAGAAAUUUCUAUCUAAAGUACACAUUAAACUUGUUGCAAUCAAAAGAGAAUAACCUAAUUGUACCAAGGAUCUUUAUUUUAAUUAGAAUUUCUGCUUACAGCCAAACUUGCCAAAGAGAAAGUAGAUACAGCCAAUGAGAGACUCCAGGAAUUCCAUACUAGUACAAAUCGAUCCUAUUCUUUAAGCAUCUCAAUCGACCGGGCUCUUCAAUGACUAAGAUUACAAAUUGAACACAAUUCUCUCCUAAGUGAAAGACGAUAUUGGUCAAAUACAUAUCCAUAUUAAUCAACUGAAAACUCAAUUAAAUAAUGAUCUCCAUUAAUCAAUCUUUGAUUUUGUUUAGCAAAAAGCCUUAAAAACCUCUGAUUCCUUCAAGAAGGUAUUUGAUUUUCGGAUUUAAUUUGUAGUUGGUGCAGAGUCAUACAUAAAGGAUCAAAUAAUAGGAAGAGAAGAGGAAUCGAUUGAAUGGAGAAAGGGAUCGCGUAAUCAAGAGAGUUGGAUUUAAUCAAAAAUACUAAAAAUUGAAUGAAACUGAAGAGGAGGCCAAUCAUUAAACGAUUUAAAUGUUUGAAUAAAAGCAGAAUGAGGAGAAAUUGGUUUCCAUGCAGAAGAUCGAAUCCAUGUUGAAUGAUAUUGCUGGAGUAUUCCAAAGAGUGGGAACCAUGGUGAGACUCUAAGAGACCAUGAUUGAGAGAAUUGACAAAUACACUGAUGAGGCUUAAUUGAAUGUUAGCAAAGGACGCAAAGAAUUAUAAGAAUCACACAAACGAAUAAGUUCGAAUAGAGGCUUAAUAUUAAAGGUUUUUUUAAUUUUGUUUAUUUUUGCUUUUAUCUACAUUGUGUUUAUUUUGUGA
Molecule: messenger RNA, 914 nt
Organism: Paramecium octaurelia
Lineage: Eukaryota; Ciliophora; Oligohymenophorea; Peniculida; Parameciidae
Source: the annotation of a GenBank genome assembly